GGCUUAUAAGAAAUGGACUUCUUGAAAACUGAAAGCAACAUGUUCUUAUAUCACUUAAAUCCAUAAAAUUACAUCAAGAACACACAAACGAAACGUGAGACCUUCUCCCGGGCUUCAUCUACACUGAACUAAGUUCUGACAUCCGGGAUAUUCUGAAGUAUUGACUCAGCAAGUUUUGUUUUUGUCGAAUGGCGUCCUUAUACAUUACAACUUUACUUCUGGGGGUUAUCGGAAGCCGGGCCGUCGAUCGUUGUGUUGAUAUCUACGACUACUACCGCAUGUUUGGACUAGAUGUGAAUUUUAAAAAGGAUCUGUGUAUUGACAUUGUGUUUGCGUUAGACAGGUCUUGUAGCAUUCCCGAAGAAGACCUCCACAAUGAAUAUCGCAUCAUUGAGGAGACCAUAAAUGGUAUAGCAGGCUUUGGACGAAAUAAGACGAGGAUCGGUCUCGUAACAUUUGAUAUAAAUGCCAGAGUUGUAUUUGGUUUCAACGAUGAAGCAACAUCAACCAGGGAAGGUUUACUUGCCAAACUUCGAGAACUGAAAAGAGAAGGAACUGCACCUGAUAGGUGUAAGACAUUCACUUGGGAAGCUCUGAAAUUGGCCAGGGAGGAUCCAAGGCUCUUCGGAGGUGUAGAUAAAAACAGCGAUCGGGAGAAGAUCAUAAUGCUUGUGACAGACGGUGUUCCAUUUGAAACUGAGAAGAAUAGAGAAGAAAUGGCGGAUGAGACAAUUGCAGAGGGAGCUUUAAAUGACGCAGCUGGUAUCAAAACCAUGAUAUUCACUUUAAAAAACAAGCAAGGAAAUUUACCCCCAAAAAAUAUUUUUGAAACCCUUGUAUACUCCAUGCGGUGGAUGUUCCAAGUGGAAGACGCAUUAGUCCAGGAAUUUGAAGUCCGUGUUUUUCCUCUACUUGCCAGAUUUACUUGUGAUUAUAUAUGUAACGAACCCGUUGACUUGAUUUACGUCAUGGAUCGCAGUGUUAGCAUCGAGAUUAAGAAUAUUCAGAAAGUGAAAGACUUCUACAAAAAGUUGACUGUAGCAUUUGAUUGUGGUAACAUAAGAAAUAGAACGCACCCGAAAACGUCAGUCUCAAUGAUAAGCUACAAUCGAAACGUCUACCACCAUUUGGACGCAACAGACUGCCCUGAUGGAGAUUGUAUAUUAGAUAAGAUAGACGCAAUUCCAAGCACACAUGAGUACUUCACGGUCACUAACCUUGCGCUAGAGGAAGUCAAAACAAUCGUGAACCAAUUCACAAGGCAUGGUGGAUCCCGGGGAAUCAGACCAGUAGUAAUUCUUGCAACUGACGGCAAUACUUGGAAAGUCGAUGCUACCAGUAGAGCUCCUCCCAGUCUUUCGAUUGGUGUUGCCGAUGAACUACGAGCGAGAGGUAUAGACACAGUUGUUGUGAGUGUGCCCAACCACAGAGACAAACCUGGUUUGAAAGAACUGGAGGGUAUUGCCAGUCAUUUCUUGUUUGACCUGCAGUCCGAGCUGAACCUAACGAGUUUUGAUGAUCUUAACCCAAUUGCUCCAAUACUUGUUAAGCUCCUCUGUGAAAAGUACAAACCACCGUUACUUGUAAACUGAGUAUCAAUAAAUAAAACGAAG
Messenger RNA from Owenia fusiformis, 1613 nucleotides. NCBI's taxonomy places the organism in Eukaryota, Metazoa, Annelida, Polychaeta, Sabellida, Oweniidae. The record is from the annotation of a GenBank genome assembly.